GUUGGCAACAACUGGACUGUAAAUGGACAGGGGUUUGCAGAGAUAAAGUGACGGAUCAGGAAAUGGUUUAGGAGAGAUGGGAGUAGGUGCAGUUUAAGAGGGUCUGUAUGGUGUUCUGUGUUAUGUCUAUGGCCGUACUAACAGAGGCUCAUGCGCCUCCACGCGCUAUUGGCUGAGGGGAAUUUCCGUCUGAUGCCGGAAAUGGACGUGGCAAGAUGACAAAGUCCUGAUGCGCUUCCUGUUUUAACUCUGGUCAAGCUAUCAACAGUCAGUUUGCUAUUAGAUCUCACUGAUUACCUGUAGUAACCGUGUUUCUGACUCUUCUCCUCCCUCUGUCUCUUUCUAAUGUCCCGAUAGCGCUCUUGAAGGCUCAGCAGGGGCGAUGCGGGUGUCUUGGCGCUGGUUUUUGGGGCUGUUUUGGGUCGGAUUGUCUGCGACUCGUGCUGGAUCUCCUGUGAUUUCUGAUGAGAUCCCCUUCAAAAUCAGAUGGCCCGGGGCAGACUUCACCCUGUCAACGUCAGGAGGCCUGUACAAAGAAGAUAACUAUGUUAUCAUGACAACUGCGGAAAAAGAAAAGUACAAAUGUUUAUUGCCAUCUUUGUCCAGCAACCAGGAGGAUGAUAUGAAGGAGUAUAGUGGGCCGAGUCCAGCUGAGCUGCUGGAGCCGUUAUUCAAACAGAGCAGCUGCUCCUACAGAAUCGAGUCAUACUGGACAUAUGAAGUGUGCCACGGAAAGCAUGUACGGCAGUACCAUGAAGACAAGGAGACGGGGCAGAAGAUCAACAUUCAGGAAUACUAUCUGGGUACCAUGAAUAAAAAAGAUGGUGCAGAAUCAGAAUCAGAAACAUCCAGCGACUCUGAAACGGAAGGAUCAAACACCAACACAGAGGUGCCAACAAAGAAUAUAGAGGGUCAGCUGACACCAUACUAUCCCGUAGAGAUGGGACAAGGGACUGAAUGCUCUCUGAGACAGAAUGAACCUCGCUUUACCACAGUGCUGUACGUCUGCCACCCGGAGGCAAAACAUGAGAUCCUCACAAUCGCUGAGGUCACCACCUGUCAGUAUGAGGUAGUGGUGCUCACACCCCUCCUCUGUCCUCACCCGAAAUACAGGUCCAAGUCCUCCCCGGUGAAUGACAUCUUUUGCCAGGCUCUGGGUGGCUCCCCUCUCAGACCUCAGAGUCUGUCCCAGCUGGAUCGUGAGCAGGAAGAGCUGCUCAAACCAGCGUUCAGCUCAAGCAGAGAAAGAGAUCAGAGAGGAUCCAGGGAGGACACACCUCCAGUGAAGGAAGAGGCGUAUACUUCUACCCAUAAGCCCUUGACAGUGGGCGGGCAAGCCCAGGUCACCGUUGGCACCACCCACAUCUCUCGUCUGACUGAUGAACAGCUGAUCAAAGAGUUUCUGAGUGGCUCCUACUGUCUGCAUGGGGGUGUUGGAUGGUGGAAGUAUGAAUUCUGUUAUGGAAAGCACGUCCACCAGUAUCAUGAGGACAAAGAACAAGGGAAGAACAUUGUGGUGGUGGGCAGCUGGAACACUGAGGAUCAUAUUAACUGGGCCAAGAAAAAUGUGGCACGGUCUUAUCAUUUGAAAGACGAUGGAGUGCAGAAAGUCAAGGUCGUAUCUCACUUUUAUGGCCAUGGAGAUGUUUGUGACCUAACAGGGAAACCGAGACAGGUUAUAGUCAAGCUCAAGUGUAAGGAAUCAGAGUCUCCUCAUGCUGUUACAGUUUACAUGCUGGAACCUCAGACCUGUCAAUAUGUUCUCGGGGUUGAGUCGCCUGUAAUAUGCAAGAUCUUGGACACUGCAGAUGAAAAUGGACUUCUUUCAAUCCCUAGCUAGCCUAGAUGGAGGAAUGGAUUUUAGUUUGGAGAACAAACAAUACAGAAGAGGAAGGCAGUAUGAUUGUCAGAGGGAGAGAUAAAGGUCUGAUAAAGUCUAGUUCCAUAGAUCAUGGCGAUAACAUGGACUUGCUGAACCUCAGGCCUCCACCCUUUGAGAAAGUCCCUCACUGACAGCACUUUCUCUUGUUUGAAGACUAAACACGGAGGAGAUUUGAUGAAACUUUUAAACCUGGAGAUGCAGCUAGGACUGAAUUCUCAAUGUUUUAUUUACAAAUCUCAAACCUGUUGAAGAAUAUUUUUUGUUCAGCUUUUUCAUGCUUUGGCACAUUUAGAUGGUUGGCUGAGGGAAAGUCACUUAAAAAAUCUAAUCAAAUGAUUAAUUUGUUCUGUUAAUCAAUUGAUUAUACAAGUUGGUCAGCUGUUUUAAAUAUACAUUAUUUAUUUGAUCAAACUUCUGGUAGUUCAGUGCUUGCCAGUAUCUGUGCAUAUGGAGACGGUUAUAUUGUUUUUAAAAGUGAUAGAAGUAGUAAUUGUGCAAUGCAAACUGCAAGGGAAAAUGCACUGUCUUGUAUGCAAAGGAAAGUGAAUGUAAUUAAACAGUUUUUUUGGAAA
Messenger RNA from Sinocyclocheilus anshuiensis, 2454 nucleotides. Its product is annotated as endoplasmic reticulum lectin 1-like. Gene Ontology annotation, cellular component: endoplasmic reticulum lumen. NCBI's taxonomy places the organism in Eukaryota, Metazoa, Chordata, Actinopteri, Cypriniformes, Cyprinidae. Gene Ontology annotation, biological process: endoplasmic reticulum unfolded protein response; retrograde protein transport, ER to cytosol; ERAD pathway. Bases 383 to 1840 code for a protein of 485 amino acids. The record is from RefSeq and is a predicted model, not a curated record. The transcript has 14 exons.